Acanthosepion pharaonis is the source of this 4245-nucleotide messenger RNA. NCBI's taxonomy places the organism in Eukaryota, Metazoa, Mollusca, Cephalopoda, Sepiida, Sepiidae. The record is from the annotation of a GenBank genome assembly.
AUGACCUUCUUUUUCAAAAGUUGGAAAAUAUUUCUUUUAAUUAAUCUAUCUCAUUCUGUUCAUAUCUAUCUAUCACGUUCUGUUCAUAUCUAUCUAUCACGUUCUGUUCAUAUCUAUCUCUCUCGUUCUGUUCAUAUCUAUCUAUCACGUUCUGUUCAUAUCUAUCUCUCUCGUUCUGUUCAUAUCUAUCUAUCUCGUUCUGUUCAUAUCUAUCUAUCACGUUCUGUUCAUAUCUAUCUCUCUCGUUCUGUUCAUAUCUAUCUCUCGUUCUGUUCAUAUCUAUCUAUCUCUCGUUCUGUUCAUAUCUAUCUCUCGUUCUGUUCAUAUCUAUCUCUCGUUCUGUUCAUAUCUAUCUCUCGUUCUGUUCAUAUCUAUCUAUCUCUCUCGUUCUGUUCAUAUCUAUCUAUCUCUCACGUUCUGUUCAUAUCUAUCUAUCUCUCACGUUCUGUUCAUAUCUAUCUAUCUCUCACGUUCUGUUCAUAUCUAUCUAUCUCUCACGUUCUGUUCAUAUCUAUCUCUCUUAUUUAUGAUGCUGGGGAUUUUACAUUAUUGUGCUCUGAAUCAAACCGCUGUGGUGAGAGGUGGAUUGGUGGUGACUUCAUUUCCGUGGACAAAGUGGUUGUCUGGAGUAAUGAGGGAAAAGGUUAUCUCUUUAAACUACCCACAAAUCUACUAAAAGGAAAGGCGGUGAACAGCACUAACCCUGAUAGCCCUGACUACCAUGCCCACUUUCAGCCUGCCUCACCACAGGCUUACUAUAUAUUGGAUACUUUGAAAGAACAGCCAUGUGUAUGCACUCCAGCUAUGGAAUUUCACAGGAGACGUAAAAAUAGAGAUGAGAACUACCUUUUACGUGGAAAUUCAGAGGGGCAGUUGGUGGUGUGGAUAGUUCCUGAGGUCUCGGACAGACAAAUGGUUCUUGUCAGACAGGAGAGUUUCCACAAACUUCCAACCCUGCCCCCAAAAGUUAAAACCUCAUUGCAGGAUUUGUGGGAGCAAAAUUUACAAACAUCUCCUGCUAUUUUAGAUCAACUGUGUCAUGAGGAGAAAGAAUUACAGAUCACAGCCACUAUCCACAUUCCAUCCCAAGGGUUAAUGGUGUGUGGACGUGAAGAUGGAAGCCUUAUUAUUGCUCCAGCAACAAAAUGUGUCAUCUUGCAGCUACUGCACAAAAAAGAAUUGACACCAGACAAAAUCAGUGUAAAGGUCGUGCCAGGGCAUGAUGGCCGAGUAACUUGUUUACUGUAUCCAUGCAAUGAAUCUACACGGUAUGAAAGUCAACAUUUAGUAUCAGGGGGAUCAGACUUCUCUGUAAUUCUUUGGGAUAUGUUUCAGGGAGUCAAGCUUCAUACAUUUACAGUUCAUGGAGGAGAGAUCACACAGCUGCUUGUACCACCCAACAAUUGCAAUCCACGAAUUCUCACUUCAAUAUGUUCAGUUGCUAGUGACCAUUCGGUUACUUUGCUGAGUUUGCGUGAAAGAAAGUGCAUCAUGUUGGCUGGUCGGCAUCUUUUCCCUGUACGUGUUAUUAAAUGGCGUCCCCUGGAUGAUUUUAUGGUCGUUGGAUGCACUGAUGGAACUGUAUAUGUUUGGCAGAUGGAAACUGGUCAUCUUGACCGGUGUGUUCAUGGCAUUACUGCUGAAGAGAUUCUUAAUAAUUGUGAUGAAAAUGCUGUUGCGGUGGAAGCCUUGACCAACCCAAGUAUUACACUGACACAAGCCCUUAAGCGUCGUAACCUUGCUACAUUCCGAAACCUGGCCCAGCAGAAACUCACACAAAAUCCUGUGCCCAAUCAGCAACCGAUUGCAUCCUUCGUACCAGAAACAAAAGCCGAGCUCAUCAAACCACAAGCUUCUCCAAUGCUUAUCCAGGGAGUCCGUACAAAUACCAACAACCCGGAUGCACAUAUCUUGUUUUUUGACACUGAGGCACUCAUUGUUCAACUUCUUACAGAAGAAUAUGCUUUGAUGACACCUGGUGAAUUGGAAGUCUUCAACACAGCAAGUCCUACAAUGGAACGAAUUCAUAGUGCCAUUCAGCCUGAGGUCAGUGAAGCAGCUGUUAAAAUUGCAGGGUUAAUUGCUAAAGUAAAAGACAAAGCGGAAAAUGUCGGGCAUAAAAUCCAAAACAAAGUAGAGACAACACAGUAUUCUCCGCAAUCAUCUCCAAAACAGAGCAUAAAGCCCUCACCAUCUCGAACGUCAAUAAAAUCCGAUAAACUUCGACCAAACAGCAUUCAUAUAAAAUCGAUUGACCUCACUAUGGAAACAGCCCAAUUGUUCAUGUCAUGCUUGCAUGCCUGGGGGUUGGAUCCAGAUCUGGACAAGCUGUGUCACAGCAAGCUUGGUUUACUCAAGCCGAAGCGACCCAUCUCGUUCGGUUUGUUCUCACGCAAUGGGCACAUGUCCCUGCUACUCCCAGGUGGGCACAAGAAGCAGUUUCGGUUGCAGAGGAACCUCUUGUUGCAAAAUAUCGAAAGCAAGAAGCCGACGCUCAUUGAACAGGUGCGGACGACAUCAAUGGAAGACCUUAUUACAUUUGAUAGCGAGCCUUCGACCCGACAAAAUAGCAGUGAGGAAGAAAUUAUCUCACCGAAUGAAGCUCCCCAAAAAGAGAUGCAAAGCACAGAAGAUGAAAUCCAUAUCUUUUCCACGAAGGCUCGCUGGCAAAUAUCACAGGCAAUCACCACUCAACAUUUGUUAAGUGUGAUCUCUGUGGCUAACACCUUGAUGAGUAUGAACUAUGCUUCAUUUAUUGACGGAAGUCAAUUAAAACGGAUAAAAAGGCGCAAAAAACAACAAAGCAGUAAUGCACCAACAUCUACAGAGAGUGAUGAAGAAGGUGAGAAAGCAUCAAUCCAACAAGCACAAAUCAAACAGGGGUGGAGCUUGUUGGCUGCACUCCACUGUGUCCUCCUCCCAGAGCUUGUGGGUUCUGGCAACUACCAAGCACCCCAGGUGGAAAUGUUGGCCAGACGAUGGCAAGAUAGGUGUCUGGAGAUCCGAGAAGCUGCCCAAGCAUUGUUGCUAGCAGAGCUUCGAAGAAUCGGCCCCGAGGGUCGAGAAGAUGAAGAAGAUGAGGAGGAGGACCACAUGCUUACAGGUGAACCUCCGGCAAAUAAAGUGUCCAGCAACUUUGAGUCCCGCCGCAAACAGGCCACUGCUAUAAUUAUGCUCGGGGUUGUUGGGGCUGAAUUUGGACAUGAAAUUGAACCCAGUAAAAGGAAGCCUGAAACAGAAUUGAAAAAAGCCCGACGAAGUGGUCAAGAGGGAUUUAGUCUAUCGAACUAUUCGUUAGCUCGACACACAAGUCAUGCAUUAACAUUCCUCUUAUCUCAGUCCCCAAGUCAGCGGCUGCCUGCUUAUUCUCCAAUUCGACGGGCAUCCAUUGAUUUGUUAGGGAGGGGGUUUACUGUGUGGGAACCGUACCUUGACGUAUCAGCUGUCUUGCUUGGCUUGUUGGAACUUUGUGUUGAUGCUGAUCGUUUAGUGCCCAACUUGACCUUUGGCCUUCCACUUAUUCCGUAUGCUGAUGCUAGCAGGACUGCUCGACAUUCAUUGUCCCUAAUUGCAACAGCUCGCCCACCAGCUUUUAUCAUCACUAUGGCCAAAGAAGUGGCCCGUUAUAACACCCUUGCCCAGAAUGCACAGUCCCAACAUCCACAACUUCUAAAUUCAGUUCUGGUGAGAGCAAAAGCAGAAAUUCUGCGUGUGAUAGAACUGUUGGUCGAUAAAAUGCCCAAUGAUGUUGCUGAGCUCUUAAUUGAGGUGAUGGAUGUUGUCGUUCAUUGUUUGGAUCUGAAUCAGCUAAAGAGUAAAGGACUACAAGAGGUGUUCCCGGCUAUUUGCAGAUUUGGCAUGGUGACAUACUGUAGUCAUAAUAAACGAAUCUGGGUUGGUGCAAAGAAUGGAACUUUAGCAUUCUAUGAGUUGAAACCUCACUCUAAGUGUACUACCAUCACUGCUCAUACUGGUCCUGUCAUAGCUGUAAUGGUAUCUCCAGAUGGCAAGCAUCUGGCUUCUUACUCCCAUGCUGACUGUAAACUUAAAUUUUGGCAGACAGCUUCAUCCAACAUCUUUGGCAUUGGCUCCCAACAAACCAAGUGUGUGAAACAACUCUCCACACCUCCGUGUCAUGUAACACCAAUGACCAACCUUUUGAAACUGGUCCGACUCGUGUGGCUUGACAAUCGAACUGUGGUUUUGUUAACUGUUGAUGGCACGGAGGCAAAAUAUACAAUAUGA